AUGACGACUAACUCAAAGGUUCCACGAGAACCCGCGAGUACGGGAAUAACAGCUGUUCGCCGUGUCGCUAAAGCACUAUGUGCAAUCUCACAAAACUAUAUAACGUGGCCCAAUGAAAAUGAAAUUGAGGAAAUUGUUAAUGGCUUUUCUCGAACAAGUAGCUUUCCUGGUAUUAUAGGGACCAUAGAUGGAACACAUAUAAAUAUUCCUGCACCAAAAGAAAGUCCAGAAUCGUAUAUUAAUCGAAAGGGUCGUCAUUCGAUUCAACUUCAGUCUGUUUGUGACCACAAAAUGCGAUUUAGACACAUUUAUGUUGGGAAUGCUGGUUCAAUUCAUGACGCCCGAAUAUUUCGGUUAUCAAGCUUACAACAAUAUAUUAAUGAUGCAAUGAAAUUUCCAAAUGAUACACAUAUCAUUGGAGAUGGUGCUUAUGGAUUACACCAACAUCUUUUAGUUCCUUAUCCUGAUAAUGGCCAUCUCACAGAGCGUCAAGAGAAUUAUAACUUUUGCCAUUCCUCUGCCAGAUUGGUGAUAGAAAGAAGCUUUGGUUACCUGAAAACACGCUGGAGAAGUUUAUUACAUGUCUUGGCAGUGAACGACAUGAAGUUUGCUCCAUAUCAUAUAUUUGCAUGCUGUGUGCUGCAUAACGUUUGUCUUUUUCAAAAUGAUGAGCUAGAUUUACAAGAUCAGCCUAUCCUAGUCAGAGAACAACCAGAAAUAGGAGAAGAAAGAAUUAACAGGAAUGUUGAAUUUAACAGAGAUGCUGCAGUAAUAAAAAGAAAUAACAUAAGUGCAAAUUUAAAUAUGAGAUAUAAUAGGAGAUAA
Molecule: messenger RNA, 825 nt
Organism: Wasmannia auropunctata (little fire ant)
Lineage: Eukaryota; Metazoa; Arthropoda; Insecta; Hymenoptera; Formicidae
Product: putative nuclease HARBI1
Exons: 3
Coding region: 1-825 (274 amino acids)
Source: RefSeq, a predicted model, not a curated record